Molecule: messenger RNA, 6792 nt
Organism: Melopsittacus undulatus (budgerigar)
Lineage: Eukaryota; Metazoa; Chordata; Aves; Psittaciformes; Psittaculidae
Gene: FAM13A
Product: family with sequence similarity 13 member A
Exons: 23
Coding region: 283-3075 (930 amino acids)
Biological process (GO): signal transduction
Source: RefSeq, a predicted model, not a curated record
CCGGGCCCAACCGAGGCGGGUGCUCAGGGAGAGCUGCGGGAGCCGGCCCAGCCGCCAGCCGGCAUGGGGGCCGGGGCGCUGGCCAUACGCCAAAGCAAAUCGGCUGUGAGAUUGAAGGAGGACAUGAAAAAGAUAGCCGCAUUUCCACUGAACAAGCAGAAGGACACAAACUGUCCCAAGGUGUUUGGAGUGAGUCUUCUGGAGCUCCAGCAGCAGGGGCUGAGCAAGAAUGGCAUUCCAAUAGUUGUGUGAAAUAUAGUCGAGUACCUCACUCAGCAUGGUAUGACGCAGGAAGGCCUCUUCAGGGUAAAUGGCAGCAUGAAAAUGGUAGAACAGUUGCGUCUGCAAUACGAGCGUGGAGAAGAGGUGGAACUUGUUAAAGAUGGUGAUGUGUACUCAGCAGCCAGUCUGUUGAAAUUAUUUUUGAGAGAAUUGCCAGAUGGGAUUAUCACCUCUGCCUUACAUCCCAGGUUCAUUCAGCUUUACCAGGAUGCUAGAAAUGACAUGCAGAAGGAAAGUAAUUUGAAAGAACUCCUUAAAGAACUACCUGAUGCUCAUUACUGCCUGUUGAAGUAUCUGUGCCAGUUCCUGAUAAAGGUUGCUGAACAUCAUGUAGAGAACAGGAUGAACCUUUGCAAUCUUGCCACUGUAUUUGGACCAAACUGCUUUCACGUGCCCUCUGGAUUUGAAGGCAUAAAAGAACAGGAGAUCUGCAACAAGAUAAUGACAAAAAUGCUGGAAAAUUACAAUACCUUAUUUGAAUUGGAUGGUUUGAAGAAGGAUGAAGAGAAGCCUGUACGUGAAGAGUUAGCAAGAAUUAUUUUGGUAAAAAUGACAAAGACCACAAUGGAAGGAUCCGGCCAAACAUUCCUGGUGCCACAACCAGGCCUAUCGGAUGGAAUACCUCAGGUCAGCCUCCGACUGACAGAUGGUGGUUCAUGUUGGAAGGAGAUGGAUUUAACAGAUGACAUUUCCUUCAUUAAUAGUGAUGUGUUUUUCUCCAGCUCCCAGGAAGAUGAGAGGCCUAUGUCACCCUUCUACGUGAGUGCCCACGUAUCACAAGUCAGUAGUAACAUUCCUGCUACAGGAGAGUAUUUAGAGAAGACAAUCCGCUCAGCCGUGGAGCAGCAUCUCUUUGAUGUUCAUGGCUCAGGCGGCCAGAGUUCAGAGGACUCUGAAUCGGGAACAUCUUCAGCCUCUUCUAAUGUGUCUGCCAGGCAGAGGAGGCGACACCACAAAGAGCAGGAGGAAGCCCGGAGAAACAGAGACAUGGAAGUCAUCAACAAAGAAAACAUUCCCUCUGGAUUCAGCAGUCUUGAAGACUGUAUUCUAGCUGCUCAAGAAGUAGAAAAAUUACAAGACAACAGUUCUGGAUAUCUUAGUGAAAGGAAUAAACCAAAACGGCAGAAAUCCAGCACCAAGCUCUCGGAGCUUAAUGACAACCAGGACAGCCCUGUGAGUAUGGAAAGCUUUAGCUCAUCCAGGCCUCUAGACAGAACAGGACCUGAUGACAUGGAAAUUUUAUCUGAAGAAAGCAAAGAAAGUGAAAACGAUGAGGUUUUUUUCAGGCACUCUCAGCUGACUUCAAGUAUGAAGAUUCAAGAGCAUCCAGGCAUUCCUGAAAACAAGUUGCAAAGAAAUCAAGAUGCUGAUGAACAGGAAAACAGCUUUGUAUCAGAAGUGCCUCAACUGGAUUUGACAGCACUAUGUGAUGACAACAACUGGGAAGAGCCCAUCCCUGCUCUUUCCUCAUGGCAGCGAGACGGCUUAGACUCAGAUGAGGCUCGCCUUUCCCCUCAGGCUGGUCGCUUAAUUCGCCAGCUUCUGGAUGAGGACAGUGAUCCUAUGCUGUCCCCUCGCUUCUAUGCCUAUGGACAGAGCCAGCAGUACCUGGAUGAUACAGAAGUGCCUCCUUCCCCUCCCAAUUCUCAUUCCUUCAUGAGGAGACGAAGUUCGUCUUUGGGAUCUUAUGAAGAUGACAGAGAGGACCUUACCCCUGCACAACUCACCCGGAGGAUUCAGGGAUUGAAGAAAAAGAUCAGGAGGUUUGAGGAAAAAUUUGAAGAGGAGAGGAAAUACAGACCUUCCCACAGCGACAAAGCAGCCAACCCUGAAGUGCUCAAAUGGACAAAUGAUUUGGCCAAAUUCCGAAAGCAACUGAAAGAGUCAAAACUGAAGAUAUCAGAGGAGGACCUUGGCCCUGUUGUGCGUCAGCGAAGCAACACACUCCCCAAGAGCUUCGGCUCUCAGCUUGAAAAGGAGGAUGACAAGAAGCAAGACCUGUCAGAUAAGUCUGCCAAGCCUGCUGUGGAAGCAACCCUUGAUUCUAUCCAGAAGAAGCUUCAAGAAAAACGAACAGAGACAAACCGACCUGAAGAUAUUAAGGACAUGACAAGAGAUCAGAUAGCAGCUGAAAAAGUGGCUCUACAAAAAGCUUUGCUGUAUUAUGAAAGCAUUCAUGGCAGACCGGUUACCAAAAAUGAAAGACAGGUGAUGAAGCCAUUGUAUGACAGGUAUCGCUUGGUCAAGCAGAUCCUCUCCAGAGCCAACACCAUCCCUAUCAUCGGUUCCCCCUCCAGCAAGCGGAGAAGCCCUUUGCUGCAGCCAAUUAUCGAGGGCGAAACAGCUUCCUUCUUCAAGGAGAUAAAGGAGGAAGAGGAGGGGUCUGAGGAGGACAGCAAUGUGAAGCCAGAUUUAACAAUUACCAUGAAAACAGAUUUCAACGUGCGUAGCUUCUUGGAUCAACUAGAAGAUGAUGCUGACGGCUUUGUUUCACCAGUGGAUGAUAAGAUGCCAUCUAGGAGCAAUCAGGAUAUGGGGCUUUCAAAUCUUCAUGAAGCAUCCAUCCCUGAACUGUUAGAGCAGCUCCAAGAAGUCAGGGAAGAGAAAAAGCGGAUCAGAAAAAAAUUGAGAGACUUUGAAGAUAAUUUUUUCCGACAGAAUGGAAGGAAUGUGCAGAAAGAAGACCGCACUCCAAUGGCUGAAGAAUACAACGAAUACAAGCAGAUUAAGGCCAAACUGAGGCUGCUGGAGGUCCUGAUCAGUAAAAGAGAUAUUAGCUCCAAGAUCAUGUAAAGGAAAAGAUUAUUUUUGCCAGUAAACAAAGAGGACAGAGCACCAAAUGGACAUAUAUGUAAAGUGGAUGCAGUGGGAGCCUGGCUGGGAAGAGCGGAGGAGCUCCCUGGGAACUGAUGGUCCAUUCCCAGAGGUGGGAGGAUGAGGAAGGGUGGCUUUCUCUACACUUGCUGUUGCCCACUCUUUCUCCAGGCCUGAUGCCCAGAAUGGAGUUUGCCAGUGUAGGAGACAUGAUGCUGCACUGAAGGGAUCCUUCUGUUUUGAUUUGCUUUCAGAUCCUGUAAUAUUUAGAGUAUCAAAGCCAGCCAUGCUAUUUUUUUUCCCCCAGGAUAUCAUAGCAAGAGGCACAGUAGGAUGAAUAGUGAUUAAAUCAUCAAAUAGCUUCUACUUUCUUUUAAGAGACAAGUGCCCUGACUGAUCUGAUGUGAAGGCACAGGCCGGAUAGUGCCAAGACUGUUCUCUUGUAGCUACAGUAAAGAUUUGCUCAGACUUUUGACCUGACUGCUUGGAGUCCAGCAUUUUCUGUUGCUCUAGAGAAAUGAUGCAAGAAUCUCUCAGUCAUCACCCCGAGCUGGUAUGACUCACAGUUUUGUCCAGGCUUGACUUAGGUUUUCUUGAUGGCCAAUUCAGCUGAAGUAGAAGAAAGUACCUACAUCUGCUCUGGAUAGCAAAGAAAAUGAGCUAUGCAGCAAGGUUCUUGCUGGCUUGUUCUGCUUGGAAGGUGAUACUGUAACAUUAUGACCAUGUUCGGGCAAAUUGGGAAGAAAAAAGGUUUUAAAUCUUUUAAGUCAGAAUCCCUUAGGAUUUUGGUAGCUGAUCAGUUAAAUAACUGAUGUCAAGUAUCUGGAAGACUCACCUAAUUAGGACAUGUGCUUUAUCAUGUGGUACAAACAGAAGAGUCUAAGCUGGACAGUACAUGUGGAUGUCAUACAUACUUGCUAGCAUAGAUUUUAUUCUUUUAUGUACACCAUCAGACUCUAGGCUGCAGCAAUGACACUGUUACGGUGGCAGCAGGGGGUGAUCUUCUCUUCUCGGUGUGUAUAGGUGGGAUACCAGCGCAGAGCAUACUGGUGGGAACUGACAGCCUAGAGCCAUGCUCUGCCUGUGGAAAGGGCCCAUGUCUCAGGUGUAGGUUUUGACAAUGCAAUGUUUUCAAAUUCACUUAUGAAUGAAAUAAAGAAUCAUAGAAUGGUUUGGGUUGGAAAGGACCUCAAAGAUCAUGUAGCCUGCACCGCUGCCAUGGGCAGGGAAGCCUUCCACUAGACCAUGUUGCUCCACGCCCCGUCCAGCCUGGCCGUGAACACUGCCAGGGAUGGGGCAGCUACAGCUUCUCUGACUUUCAGAACAGAAAGUCCUGGACACCUGGUUCCUGUCAAACAGAUGCUGCCUGAAGAAGUGCAAGAUGGCAAGGUCAGGGAUGCACCAAGUAGCUGAGGGCACACAGUUCUGCAGUGCCAGGCCAUUUGGGCUUGCUUCUCACUCCAGAGGCUUGUCUGCAUCCUCUCAGUCUGCCCUGAGCCAGGGCUUGACCCUGAUGUCCCAGAGAAAGCAUUUCUGUAAUGCUUUUUCUUUGGCAUUGACACCCUGGGGAGCUAAUGUGCAGAAGCCAAAUGGCUGAGAUCAAAUACAGUGCCAGUCAUCAUAGCCAGGCCUGAUGCAAGUCAUACUGGAAGAGGCAAGAAGACUCCCAGAACAACUUUCCUCCUUCCUUCUUUACAUGUGCAAGUGGACUAAUAAAUACAUGUGUUUGGGCUGUGGUACUCAGACUCGCCUGUUCCACUUGCUGUAUGUGCUGUGUUAAUUCCUUGCCAGAACUGGUGCUGUUUUAGUCUCUUCAGAAUCCCAUAAACCCUUCAAAAGGCAGCCUUCUCCAAGUGGGUUUGCACAUGCCCAUUACUAGUCUGGAUGGGUAAAGCAAUGAUGUGUGUUAACUAUGAAUGAAAGCACUUAGGAAGGGGGCUCCCAGGUUGUUUGCUUGGUUUUAAUUUAUUUUACUGAUUGCAGAGUUGCCUGUUCUAUACAAAAUCUGUGAAGGCUGAACUUCAUAUUUCCAAAGGGUCCCGAGGACUUGUGAGCUGACCUAGGGCCUGGCUUUCCAGAGGUAGAGUUCCCAUCACCUGAGAGACGUGGGACUCUGCCUCUGCAACACUGAGCCUUUGGAUGCAUUAACUGGGCUGACACAUGGGUGCAAAAGCUGCAUUUGGAGAUGUUUCACUGGAAGGGAAGCCUGACCAGGGUAAACCCCUGUCGGAACACAGGGCAGCCCAGGAAGUCAGAGCCGUGCCUUUGUACUUCAGCCUGCUCCUACGGACUCUUCCUCUCAGAGACCAUAGUCGGCUCUCCCUAGAUACCUUAGAUAUUUUGGCUCAGUUUUGUAUUGUUCAGGCACAGUUCAACAAAGCAAAAACAUGGGUGGUGAGUGUGUGCCUCAAGCUUGUCUUCUUUUGAGACUUCGCUGAAUGAUGAUGGACUAAAGCUUGAAUCUGGGCCUGGACAUCUUUAUAUGGACAAGAGAAGCAGUUUCUGCCCUUUUUCGUAGCCGUACAUCUUUCCAGCAGGCCAAGGUUUCCCAGGAAUAUGUUUUCUCUGCUUACUUUUUAAAGCCUGUUUGCACUGUGUACUGAUAAAUUACCUGUUUUGCUGGGUUUUACCCCUGACAAAUCUUGAUAAAUGAAUAUGUAGGGAACAUCCAUUUUAUUUUUAAACUGAUGAGAUUGUAGCAUUUUCUGAUGCUCAGUUACCGCUGUUUACAUGGUCUAUUGCUAGAGUUUCAGAUAGUUUGUAUGAAAUGUAAGUACAAUUAAUGCACUUUAGAGAGUUUCUAUUUUUGAACUUUGAAAGCUAAAAGAAACAAAACCUUAACUGAGAUUGUACAUUAACACAAACAAACAAAACUCCGUACCUAGCCAUCUGUCUUUUUAAACUGUUCUUUCCCUAUGGCAAAGAGGAAUUAAACCCAUCUGCCUGAUUGCGAAGGGAGCUGCUAGGAAAGACUGUUGUGGAGAAGAAUUGAGUUUUAAACUCAGAGUCCUGGAAGGACACGUACAAAUGCUCAAUGUUCUGUCCUGAGUCUGCAGAUGAUGUGACUCCCCUCUCUCUCCCAGGCCUGCACAGGAGGAGGGCUCUGAGGCCUGAGCACUAGAAUGUUGUCUUUGUAUCUCCCCCAGAUGGUUUGACUCCCCACUAACCACAAAUAGCCAGAGAGGAUGUUUGCCCUGCCACACGCCUCUAAGUCAACAUCUGUGUGUUUUGUUUGAUGGUUUGUCUAUGCCAACAUCAGUGACUAUUGACUGGAGGACAUUAAAUACAAGACUGUGUGUUUGAAAAGGUGUGAAGCACUGUACAAAAAUGUACUUUAUGUGAUAUAAAUAAGCUGUUGAGUGUAAGACAACCUGUUUCCAUGUCGUUAGAACAGACUGUCUCCUGUAGGACAGCAGUAUGAUCUGUUGGGCUUCCCAUCCACUGGGGCCAUUUCAGACACGUGUGUCUGUGUGUUACCACAUUGUGGCACAGUAAAUUGCUGCGGUUCAGUUAAAUGAUGGUAAUGAUGAAUGGGUUGUUGACAAAAUGAAGUUGCAAGAAUUAAAGAUAGAGGAAAAACUUGUUAUUCUUACAAGUUGCAUUUGGUUUUAUUCUGUUUACUCCCAAGUAAACAGUCAAAUAAUGGAUGUUUAUGUUCAAGGCAAUGAAAUUAAAGCAUCUUAUCUUUUAAUCAUG